Molecule: messenger RNA, 1597 nt
Organism: Phoenix dactylifera (date palm)
Lineage: Eukaryota; Viridiplantae; Streptophyta; Magnoliopsida; Arecales; Arecaceae
Product: putative choline kinase 2
Biological process (GO): phosphatidylcholine biosynthetic process; phosphatidylethanolamine biosynthetic process
Cellular component (GO): cytoplasm
Molecular function (GO): choline kinase activity; ethanolamine kinase activity
Source: RefSeq, a predicted model, not a curated record
CGACGAACCCGCCGAUGCUCGCCGCAAGCCUCCCAGGUCCACGUCUCCGAUGGCCCAGAGCCGCCUCGACCCAACACGUGUCCCAAUCCAGCACGUCCGUCCUGUGGGUUAGGCUUCCACGGAAGCAAAGAAGAAAAUCGCGCUCGGGUUCUAUCUCUCUUUACGUUUCUUCGUGGUUGAAUCUUUCCUCCGUUUGAUUUUUUCGUCCACCCUUCCUCCAUCCCCCUCUCUAUUUUUUUUCCCAUUGUUUUCUCGUUUCUUUCAAGCUGUUCUGGUACGAGAAAAAUGGUGGCGGUCGAGAUGGGCAGCACUACCGACGCCGUGGAGAGGAUCCCGAAGGAGGCGCGGCGGAUUCUUGACAACUUGGCGACGGAAUGGAGCGACGUGGUCGACUCCAAGGCGUUGGAGGUGGUGCAUCUCAAGGGGGCGAUGACCAACGAGGUCUACCAAAUCAACUGGCCCACAGAGAGGAAGGACGGGGUCUCUCGAAAGGUUUUGGUCCGGAUCUACGGCGAGGGGGUGGAUGUCUUCUUCGACCGAGAGGACGAGAUCCGGACGUUCGAGUGCAUGUCGAGGCACGGGCAGGGCCCGCGGCUUCUCGGGCGGUUUCCCAAUGGCCGGAUCGAGCAAUUCAUCAACGCCAGGACACUCUCUGCAGCUGAUCUGCGGGAUCCAGAAAUAUCAGCUCUUAUAGCAUCAAAAUUAAGGGAGUUUCAUGAUCUUGACAUGCCUGGUCCAAGGAAUGUAUUUUUAUGGGAAAGACUGAGAAACUGGCUUAAAACAGCUCAAGAUUUGUCUUCUGCUGAUGAAGCUAAAGAAUUUCGCUUGGAUACCCUAGAGGAGGAGAUAACUACUUUAGAAAAUUUAUUGUCUGAGAAAGAUCAGAGAAUAGGAUUCUGUCAUAAUGAUCUCCAGUAUGGGAAUAUCAUGAUUGAUGAGGAGACCCGACAAGUAACUAUAAUAGACUACGAGUAUGCAAGUUUCAACCCCAUUGCAUAUGAUCUUGCCAAUCACUUUUGUGAGAUGGCUUCCGAUUACCAUACAGAGACCCCUCACAUUUUGGAUUUCAACAAAUACCCAGGUUAUGACGAGCGCAAGAGAUUUGUGCAGACAUAUCUGAGUUCCUCAGGUGAAACACCCAAUCAGGUGGAAGUUGACAAUUUACUGCAACUUAUUGAGAAGUAUGCUCUCGCAAGUCACGUUAUUUGGGGCCUAUGGGGAAUAAUAUCAGAACAUGUGAAUGAUAUUGAAUUCGAUUAUAUGGAGUAUGCGAGACAGCGGUUUCAGCAGUACUGGUUGAGGAAGCCUGCUGCAUUGGGAACUGGGUGAAUCGAUUGUUUUCUGCGCCUUAUAUUCAAUUCUAGAAUCCGCUGUAAAUAUGUUCACAUGGGUUCUUUAACGCUGAAAUUAGAUAACGUGAAUGUUGUAAAAUAGUGCAGCUAUUUUUGAUAAACUGAAGGCAGUCCUGGUGUUUAUUUGGGGGGGGGGCUCCAGAAUUACUUUUAAUAUGAGAAAAAUUCAUGCUGGUUGUUAUCGUUCAUGUAAUAUAAGAAAUAUGCCUUAAUGAAUGCACUUUGUAAUCUUUUGACGUUUGUUA